AUGGACAUCAAGAAACGUCAAGUGAUCACCGUGCACGUGGGACAGGCUGGCGUGCAGAUGGGCAACGCGGUGUGGAGCCUAUACGGGAUGGAGCACGGGAUCGGGCGGGACGGCUGUUUGACGGCGAUGACGGAGGCGGACGCCGCGUGCCCCGCGGAACACUCGACGUUUUACAAGGAAACGAUGUCCGGACAGUAUAUUCCGCGGACGGUCAUGGUGGACCUGGAGCCAACGGUGAUCGAUCAGAUCCGGUCGGGGCCGAACCGCGGCCUGUACCACCCGGACCAGCUGAUAUCGGGCAAAGAGGACGCGGCAAACAACUUUGCGCGCGGUUACCACACCGAGGGCCGGUCGUACCUGGACAACGUGCUGGAGGGCAUCCGGCUGUUCGCCGAGUCGAGCGAGGGCGUGCAAGGGUUCAUMGUUUUCCACUCGAUGGGCGGCGGCACGGGCUCGGGCUUGACCAGCCUGGUGUCGGAGAGCCUGCGCCAGGACUACGCGAAGAAGAGCAACCUAGAGGUGCUCGUGUACCCGGCGCCCAAGGUGUCCACGGCCGUGGUGGAACCGUACAACGCGCUGCUCGUGUCACACAAGACGCUUGACACGACCGACUGCGCGUUCAUUGUGGACAACGAGGCGAUAUACGACAUCAGCGCCGGCAAGCUGGACGUUGAGCGGCCAAUGUACCACAACCUGAACCGCAUCAUCAGCCAGGUGGUGUCGUCCAUUACCGCGUCGCUGCGGUUCCCGGGCUCGCUCAACGUGGACAUCAACGAGUUCCAGACCAACCUGGUGCCGUUCCCGCGCGUCCACUUCCCGCUGCUGGCGUACGCGCCGUUCACAUCCGCCCAGCGGUCCUCGCACCAGCGGCCACCCAUCGUAGACCUGACGGCCGCUUGUUUCGAACCCGGCAACCAGCUGUUCAAGCUUAGCGACCAAGAGUACGACAGCGGCAAGUACAUCGCGUGCUGCAUGUUGUACCGCGGUGACGUGGUGGCGAAGGACAUCAACCACGCCAUCCGACAUAUCCGGGACACCAAGGGGCUGGAAUUCGUUGAGUGGUGUCCGACCGGGUUCAAGGUGGGCAUCAACUGCCGGCCGCCCGUGGCCGCCAUGUCCCCGGACGACGAGCUGGUGGGCGGCGGCGGCCGGGCCGUGUGCAUGAUGUCCAACACGACGGCCAUAGCAAGCGCGUGGACGCGGCUGUGCGAGAAGUUCGACCUAAUGUUCCGCAAACGCGCGUUCAUCCACUGGUACGAGAGCGAGGGCAUGGAGAAAGAAGACUUCGUCGUGGCCCGGGAGAAUAUCGAGGUCCUGCGGCACGAUUACAGGGAACUGAUGCCGUCCACCAUGUCGGCUGCCACCGGGGUCCGGAAAUCAACCGAACUCUCCGUCCACGGCCAACAGAAUUUCCUGCAGGGCGAUUUCGAGCCUUCCAUGAUCACAGAAAUCUGA
Molecule: messenger RNA, 1455 nt
Organism: Diuraphis noxia (Russian wheat aphid)
Lineage: Eukaryota; Metazoa; Arthropoda; Insecta; Hemiptera; Aphididae
Product: tubulin alpha-2 chain-like
Biological process (GO): microtubule-based process
Cellular component (GO): microtubule
Molecular function (GO): structural constituent of cytoskeleton; GTP binding
Source: RefSeq, a predicted model, not a curated record